AGAGAGACAGAGACAGAAAGACAAAGAGACAGAAAGGCACAAGCCCAGAGAGGCAAAGAGAAAAAUGACAGAGAAUUACAGAGAGGCAGGAAACGGCAGAGACAAAGAGAGACAGAUUCAGCCUGACGAAGAAGGAUGCAGACAAGUCGGAGAAACAGAGAAAAGCAGAGAGAAGAGGGGCUUGGAGAGGUGACAGAGGCAGGCAGGCGCGCACACACACACACACACACACACACACACACACACACACCACCCCCAGGGCAACAAGGCAGGGCUUAGGAGGCCUAGUCAUCCGGGCCACCCCACGUCUGCCACCUGCCUGGUGCCUGAUGCUCUGACCCAACCUGCCUCUGACCCAAACCGCCACAGCUGCCUACACCACCACUACCACCACCGGCCACCCAGAGCCCCAGCCCCAGAGCCUAAGAACCUGGGGCCUGCCCUUCCCCUCUCCAGGCCAUGAUGAUUCUGCGAUUAAUCAUUCUUGCUCUGGUAACAGGGCAUGUAGGGGGAGAGACCAGGAUCAUCAAGGGGUAUGAGUGCUCUCCUCAUUCCCAGCCCUGGCAGGUGGCUCUGUUCCAGAAGACACGGCUGCUCUGUGGGGCAACGCUCAUCGCUCCCAAAUGGCUCCUGACAGCAGCUCACUGCCGCAAGCCCCGAUACUUAGUUCACCUGGGGGAGCACAACCUCCAGCGGCGGGAUGGCUUUGAGCAGACCCGAACGGCCACCGAGUCCUUCCCCCACCCAGACUUCAACAACAGCCUCCCCAACAAAGACCACCGCAAUGACAUCAUGCUGGUGAAGAUGACGGCAGCGGCCUUCAUCACCCGGGCCGUGCGACCACUCACGCUGUCGUCACGCUGUGUCGCUCCUGGCACCCGCUGCCUCAUUUCUGGCUGGGGCACGACGUCCAGCCCCCAGUUGCACCUGCCCCAUACCUUGCGAUGUGCCAACAUCACCAUCAUUAAGCACGAAGAGUGUGAGAACGCCUAUCCCGGCAAUAUCACAGACACCAUGGUGUGUGCCAGUGUUCGGGAAGAGGGCAAAGACUCCUGCCAGGGUGACUCUGGGGGCCCUCUGGUCUGUGACGGGUCUCUUCAAGGCAUUAUCUCCUGGGGCCAGGAUCCAUGUGCUGUCACCAGAAAGCCUGGUGUCUAUACCAAGGUCUGCAAAUAUGUAGACUGGAUCCAGAAGACUAUGGAGGAUAAUUAGCCAGGACCAACUUAUCACAGCCCAACACUCCUGAUCCCUAUUUGGUGAUGUGGCUCAUUCUGUUAAUAGUCAAGCCCAAGAGAGGACAUCUUUAUAUAUUUUCUUUUCAGCCACCUUAACUAUGAGACAUGCUGUGGUUUAAUAAUCAACUUGGGGUUUGGAAUUAGUGAGGCCUGGGUUCCAAUCCUGCCUUGUACUAACUUGUGAUUCUGGGAGAGAGAAGUGUUGUUUGGUUCACUGUUGUAUCCCUAGCCCCAAAGGCACUCACCAAGGUUUCAAUAAAUACUUACUGAGUGAA
This is a messenger RNA of Acinonyx jubatus (cheetah), 1510 nucleotides long. RefSeq names its product kallikrein related peptidase 11 (gene KLK11). Gene Ontology annotation, molecular function: serine-type endopeptidase activity. Gene Ontology annotation, biological process: proteolysis. The record is from RefSeq and is a predicted model, not a curated record. Lineage: Eukaryota; Metazoa; Chordata; Mammalia; Carnivora; Felidae. The coding region runs from base 460 to 1212 and encodes 250 amino acids. The transcript is spliced from 6 exons.